AUGGCGGCGUCGCCCACCACCGAGGGGAAGCGGGCGAGCUUUGACUCGUUCCAGUCGGCCCAUUCGGCGUCGCAGUCGCAGUCGCACGACGAGAACGGACACGGGGCGGCGGGCAGUGGGCCCGGCCCCUCGCCCGAGCAGCAGGCGCAGGAGUCUGAGCCCACCACCAUCGCCGCGGCCGAGGCCACCGUCACCUGCCCGCACUGCGACCAGCCGUUGCCGGCGUCGCUGCUCGCGACGCACAAGCUCGGCGAGUCGUCGCGCCGCCCCCGCCGGCCGACCCUGUCGGCCAGUGCGUCCUCCCCCGCUGUGCCGGGCAGCGGCGCGGCCACGCCACACGGCGAGUCGGCCCCCGACCGGCCCGCAUCACGCCGCAGCUCGCUGCCCGGUGAGCCGUCGGGCACGAGCGAGUCGCUCAAGACGUCGGUCGACCAGGCGGACGCCUCGGAGACAGCGGCGUCAAAGAGCGCCAUCAGCGACGACGAGCUGCGGCGAUGGUCCAGCCUCGCCGGCGUGAGCUUGGAGCUGCCGAGCAAGGCGGACAAGCCGGCGCCGACGCCGGCGAGCCUUGCUGCUGCGAGCAGCAGUGUCAACGCAUUCCCGCUUCUCCCACCGCCCCCACCUGGCGCCGCAAAGGCACCAGCGUCCAAGCCCAGCCCUCGCGCCGCCGCAAGCACCUCGCGGUUUGGCUUCUUCGCGCGCAACAAGAGCAAGGCGGACAUUGACAGCGACGACGACUCGGACAGCGGCGGCGCAGGAGGCUAUGCGCGCCUCGCUGGGCCCGGGUCCGACGACGACGAUGACGACGACGGAUACGAGAGCGACAAGCCGUUCCCCAAGAAGUCGCCGGUAAAGGCUGAGCCGAGGGCCGAGGAAGAGGCGGCGGAGGCGGAGGCGGCGGCGGCCAAGCCACCACUGCCGGCGGCCGCUGCACCAGAACCCGCAGCUGCGGCUUCGCCUGCAGGCGCCGUGUCGACCGACGACAGCGAUCUGCGCACACUGCUGCGCGAAGUGCUUGGUCGUGUGCACACUCUGUCAAAAUCACACGCCGAGCUUGUCGAGUCGCACACGAGCCUCCUGACGUUGCUGAAAAUCGCACGCUCCAACCUCGUCAUGGCCGAAGCCAACACCGAGAUGCUCGAGGAGGAGCUGAAGCGCGCCAAGGCUGCGCAGCCGCGGUCGAGCGCUGCCGGCUCUGACCGGCCGUCAGGCGACGGCGGGCGGGGCAGGCCACCGAGCCUGCAGAUCCUCCCGAGCCCUGGUAUCUCGUCGAAGACCGAGAGCAAGGGGUUCGGGUUCUGGAACUCGGGCAACAAGAAGAAGGUGGUCGCCAGCAGCGCCGUGCAGUCGCCUACGUCGGGCGAGCCGGCGCAGACGCUCACGGUGCGCACGUCGACCGACAGCUCGGCGCCCCGCUCGCCCAUGUCCGAGGCGGCGGUUGCGGCGGAGGCGCCGCACGCAGCCGAGCUCAAGCGGCUCAGAGACGAGGCGGCGGCCAACCAGGCCAAGCUGGACAAGCAGGCCGACGAGCUCGAGGCGCUCAAGUACGGCAAGAAGGAGCUCGAGGCCGAGCUCGAAGGGCUCAGCCAGGCGCUGUUCGAGGAGGCGAACAAGAUGGUGUCGGACGAGCGCAAGCGCGUCACCGAGCUCGAGGAGAACCUGCGCGAGGUGAAAGACGAGCGCGAGGCCCUCCGCGAGACGGUCAAGGUGCUUGGCGGGCGGCUGGUCACACCGGCCCCGGGCACGCCCGUGAUCGGCGCCAACGGCGAGGACGGUGCAGAGCUGUCGCCCAACCUCGACAAGCACUACGCCGCGCUUCGCCGCAGCAUCCACCACGUCGUGAACGAGCCGACGCCGGGCACGUCGCCAGACGACAGCGAGGCCGAGGCGGCCGUCGAAGCCGUCGUCAAUGGCGCCGAUGCCGCCGACAAUGCUGCCGACGACACGCCAAAGAAGACGGCAGAGGAGAUCAUGCGCAUGGAUACCCCGAAACAGAGUCUCGAGACGGGGCCCAACCCGUGGGCAUAG
Messenger RNA from Vanrija pseudolonga, 2028 nucleotides. RefSeq lists its product as uncharacterized. Bases 1 to 2028 code for a protein of 675 amino acids. The transcript is spliced from 2 exons. NCBI's taxonomy places the organism in Eukaryota, Fungi, Basidiomycota, Tremellomycetes, Trichosporonales, Trichosporonaceae. The record is from RefSeq and is a predicted model, not a curated record.